Molecule: messenger RNA, 1737 nt
Organism: Chaetomium strumarium
Lineage: Eukaryota; Fungi; Ascomycota; Sordariomycetes; Sordariales; Chaetomiaceae
Exons: 4
Coding region: 1-1737 (578 amino acids)
Source: RefSeq, a predicted model, not a curated record
AUGGCAGCCCAGAAACACGAUGAUAGUGUCUUGACGAGAACUUGGUGUUUAUGUGGACUCGUGUUGAGCUGGAUUAUUGGAAUUGGCGCGCUCCUGGCCGGUGGUAUAUGCGUUUAUGUUGAGGUUCGAGAUGGCAACGCCACACAUAUCAUCAUGUCGCACUAUUGGCGGGAGGUGCUUCCCCUGGGCUUGAAUAUUCUCGUCACCCUGCUCAACGACAGUAUGGGCUACGUCCACACCUGUUCUCUCCGCUGGUCCUUACAACGAGAAGGGAAACUUGACUUCAACUCGAACUUGCGUCUCCUCACCGCGCCGACACACAGCCGCCCGAACGGUGUGAUUCCCAAUGCCGUCUACCUUGUUGGCAUUAUCCUCUCAUAUGGGUCGACGUCGCUUAUCUUCCUGAGCCUGAACCCUGAACUGGCCAGACUGUUGAGUAAAGAGUAUGACAGCGCGGACAUCAACGGCGUGCAGAUCAAUGCUACCGCGCUCUUCACAUUAGGCGGAGGCUUCUUGCUGCAAGCCAUCAUCACGAACUGGGCGCUAGCAAAGACGAACAUUCCCACCUGGAGCUCCAACCCCCUCGACGUUGCCCGAGCAUGUACCGUUGAGGAGCACGAUGGAUACCGCGUGGAGCCACGCAUCGGCCGGUGCAUGAUGGGAGUCCAUCUGGCCAAGGAAGACGCGAGGUGCUACAAGCCGAGGCCGAAGCAGAAACCCAUGAUCACGGCACAUUCGCGGGUCAGACGCAUCCUGAUCCUCCUAUGGAUCCUCCCGAUACUGAGCGGUAUCUGGGGAGGCGGUGUUUAUGCCUACCUUCUGAAGGGUCCCAAGGACGGCGUGUUUGGACGAUCGUGGUCGCUGCUCCCCUUCUUCACUGGCAGCACGGAUUCCAAAUGCGCGACUCGCCAAUGCACGGAUGGCACCUCGGUGCUCAACGUUGGUUGGAGUGCCUCGAAUGGGGCGGCCGGAACCGUCGGCGCCGUGUUCCUUAUCAUGGCCUUUCAGUCCAUCGUCACGCUCUCGCUGCACUGCGCUGAACUGAUUGUCAACUUGGCUCGAGACGAGACUGUGUACCGCGCCCUGAUUGGGCCAAGGGGGACCAACGGUCACUACAACUCAAUCCUUGCUGCCUUCACAUCCUGGCGGACGAUGUUCUUAUUUGCCCUGAAAGCUGGCGUCCACUGGAUGUUUGGUCUUGCCAUCAAUCUGCAGUUCCAGCUCGGCGUCAACAUGCACCUGCCACAGAUCUUCUACUUUGCUGGCUUCUCGCUGGCAGCCGCCAUCUUCGGGCUGCUCCUCUCGGUCUGGCGCCCAAGCGGAUACCUGCCUGCCUCGUAUGGACACAUACAAACCAUUGCCGAUGUGGUGGACGAGUGGGCCGACUCCGGGUGCAUGUUCUGGGGUGAGAACACUCACCGACUGCCGCAGCCAGACGAGAGAAGAUGGUACGGCGGCCAGCACAAUAAUCAGCAUUCCAGAACCCGCAUCAGUGCAAUUCCGACCGAACUGCAGAGUCUCAGCCCGACCCCGACCAAACUUAUGGUGCAGUUCCCCUCGUUCCAACCCCCGCCGCAAUACCCAUCACCGUAUAACCAAAACCCCUGGGCUCACCAGGCCCAAACCCGACCGAGUCACAACAGCUUGAGCAGCGCUUACUCGGGCUACUCUGAAUAUUCGAGGGACAGCAACCAGAGCACGCAGCCUUUUCUUUCCAACCAUCAGCGGGGUUGGUGA